Messenger RNA from Vicugna pacos (alpaca), 582 nucleotides. RefSeq names its product mesogenin 1 (gene MSGN1). Gene Ontology annotation, molecular function: protein dimerization activity; RNA polymerase II cis-regulatory region sequence-specific DNA binding; DNA-binding transcription factor activity, RNA polymerase II-specific. Gene Ontology annotation, biological process: regulation of transcription by RNA polymerase II; mesoderm formation. Gene Ontology annotation, cellular component: nucleus. The record is from RefSeq and is a predicted model, not a curated record. Lineage: Eukaryota; Metazoa; Chordata; Mammalia; Artiodactyla; Camelidae.
AUGGACACCCUGCGUGAGACCUUCCUCAGCCUGGAAGAUGGCUUGGGCUCCUCCGACAGCGCCAGCCUGCUGUCCUCCUGGGACUGGAAAGACCGGGUGGGACCCUUUGAGCUGAACCAGGCCUCUCCCACCCAGAGCCUCUCCCCGGCUCCAUCGCUGGAGUCCUGCUCUUCCUCUCCGGGUCCAGCGGUGGCCGGGCUGUCCUGUGGGCGUGGAGGUGCCAGCAGUGGGGGCAGCCAGGACUGCAGUGGCCUUGGGACCGGUGGCCUGGUGGAGGUAGACUACAAUAUGUUAGCUUUCCAGCCCGCUUAUCUGCAGGGCGCUGGUGGCCCCAAGGCCCAGAGGGGCACCAAGGUCAGGAUGUCGGUCCAGCGGAGACGGAAGGCCAGCGAGAGGGAGAAGCUCCGGAUGAGGACCUUGGCAGACGCCCUGCACACCCUCCGGAAUUACCUGCCGCCCGUCUACAGCCAGAGGGGCCAGCCACUCACCAAGAUCCAGACGCUGAAGUACACCAUCAAGUACAUCGGAGAACUCACAGAUCUUCUCAACGGCGGCCGAGAGCCUCGGCCCCAGAGCGCCUGA